This is a messenger RNA of Dendrobium catenatum, 1002 nucleotides long. RefSeq lists its product as uncharacterized. The transcript has a single exon. The coding region runs from base 1 to 1002 and encodes 333 amino acids. Lineage: Eukaryota; Viridiplantae; Streptophyta; Magnoliopsida; Asparagales; Orchidaceae. Gene Ontology annotation, molecular function: RNA-DNA hybrid ribonuclease activity; nucleic acid binding. The record is from RefSeq and is a predicted model, not a curated record.
AUGGAAGAAGGUUAUUACAAGUGGCUCAACAAACUCAAACUUAGCAAAAAGGUGGAAACGUUUUGGUGGAGACUUGGCAAUGCUUCUAUUCCAACCAAUUUAUAUCUUAAGAACCGAAAGCUUUUUGAUGAGGAUGCUUGUGCGAGAGGAUGUGAUAUGGUGGAAGAUUAUGAGCAUAUUAGUGUCAAUUGCAAACACUUGGUGGACAUCAUCAAUCAACUCAAUGCUUGGGGUAUUCCUAUUCCUACUUUUAACUCCUUGGAUCAUUGUUUAACUGAACUUAAACAAAUUUCUGGUAAAAAUCUGGGAGUGGUACAGAUUUAUUGUACCAUUGUUUACUUCUCUUGGAAGAAUAGGAACGAGAUAAAGCAUGGAAAAUCUGAUCUUCCUUAUUAUGCUGUAGCUGCUAAUGCUUUAUUUGUAGCCAUCACUAAAGCUACGUCUUAUCUUUCUUACUGGAGCACUAAUCUCCUUAGGGAGUCUUUUAUUUCUUGGUGCCCCCCACCGAAAGAUUGGAUGAAAAUCAAUGUUGAUGCUUCAUUAACUCCUUCGGGACUAGCUGGUAUUGGUGGAAUCUUCCGAGAUUGCUUUGGGAGAUUCAUUCUUGCAUUUGGGAGAACAUUGAUACAUUGGGAUAUUGCUCAUUUGGAGUUGGAUGCUAUACUCUUGGUCAAAGAUUAUGUCAAAAGCUGGAUGAAAGAUUACAAAGGAGUCAUUAUUGAAAGUGACAAUUUGAAUGUUAUCAAAUACAUUCAAAAUUCUUUGAAGAAAGACAAAGGUGCUAUGACCCUCAAGCUAGUAAGUGAUUCUUUAUUUGUAAGUGAUUUCAAUAAAGUAGUUUUUGUACAUGCUCAUAGAGAAUGUAAUAAGGUAGCAAACUUAUGUGCUACUAUGGCUCUAGAUGAUAGCUUUUACUUUGAUAGUUUUUCUUUUGAUGAUAUCCCUCCCUUUAUGGUUAAUUUAAUCAAGGUAGAAUAUCAUCCCCCUGCUGAUUGUAAUUAA